Molecule: messenger RNA, 1815 nt
Organism: Rhodotorula toruloides NP11
Lineage: Eukaryota; Fungi; Basidiomycota; Microbotryomycetes; Sporidiobolales; Sporidiobolaceae
Product: MFS transporter, siderophore-iron:H+ symporter
Exons: 9
Coding region: 1-1815 (604 amino acids)
Biological process (GO): transmembrane transport; intracellular iron ion homeostasis
Cellular component (GO): endosome; vacuolar membrane
Molecular function (GO): siderophore-iron transmembrane transporter activity
Source: RefSeq, a predicted model, not a curated record
AUGUCUGCGCACGCACCGACUCUUUCACGCCUACACUCCCAAGAUGGCUCAUCGCAUGAAGACAAACGCUCGCUGGAGGAAACGCCCGACACGACCCGCGCCCCUUCAAGGCCUGAACCGGUGCGGCGCAUGGGCGAGAUCGACGUCUCGAUGGGUGUCGCCCGCAUAGAAGCCAUCAACAGCUGCUUGACGACGCCUCUGCGCGCCUGGCUGAUGUUUUCUGCCUUCCUCGUCGCCUAUGCCUACGGACUCGAUGCUACGGUCCGCGGCACCCUUCAAAGCUACGCCACCAGCUCGUUCCAGAACCACUCGCUUCUCGCGACCGUCAACGUCCUCAAGAGCAUUGUGGCGGCGGCUUCCUACCCCGCCUACUCGAAGAUCGCCGACACCUUCGGGCGACCCGAGGUCGUACUGUUCUCCGUCGUCAUGUAUGUCAUCGGGACCAUCGUCGAGGCGACGAGCACGAACAUCCAAAGCUUCUGUGCAGGCGCUGUACUGUACCAGUUCGGCUACUCCGCCGCGAUCCUCAUCGUCGAGGUCAUCAUCUCGGACUUGACGAGCCUUCGCAGCCGUCUCUUCUUCUCCUACAUCCCCGCGCUCCCCUUCAUCAUCAACUGCUGGGCCGGAGCGAACGUCGUCGCCCAGAUCCAGGCAACGACAACCUGGCAGGUCGGCAUCGGCAUUUGGGCGGCGGUCUACCCGUUCUGCUGCCUCUGCCUCCUCGGCCCGCUCUACAUCGCCCAGCGUCGAGCUAGGCGCGCGGGCAAGCUCGACGGCUAUCUCACGCCUUUCCAGCAACUCGGCUUCAAGCGGCUCAUGGUUACCGUCUUCUGGGAGCUCGACCUCGUCGGCUCGAUCCUCAUCAUCGCCGUCCUCGCCUUGAUUCUUCUUCCGUUCACGCUUGCCGGCGGAGUCGACAAGGAAUGGGCUGCUGAGCACAACAUCGCCAUGCUCGUCAUCGGCGUCGUUGUCUGCAUCCCGCUCCUCAUCGUCUGGGAGACCAAGUACGCCAAGGUCCCGGCGCUUCCUUUCCACCUCCUCAAGACCCGCACCGUCCUCGGCUGCCUGGGUAUCGCCACCUUCCUUGACGUCUGCUGGUACAUGCAGGGCGACUACCUCUACACGGUGCUCGUCGUCGCCUUCCACGAGUCCGUCCUCUCGGCCACGCGCAUCACCUCGAUGUAUUCGUUUGCCAGCGUCAUCACCGGAACGCUCGCCGGCCUCUUCGUGCGGUUCUGCCUACCACGCCUCAAACCGAUUAUCCUCGCGGGCGUAUCGCUCUGGUUCAUCGCCUUCGGCCUCCUCAUUCAUUACCGCGGCGGCGCAUCCGCGCAUUCAGGCAUUGUUGGCGCGCAGGUCUUGCUCGGCAUCUCGGGCGGCCUCUUCCCCUACCCCGCGCAGACGCUCAUACAGACGGCAGGCAACCACCAGCACACCGCAAUUCUUCUCUCGAUCUACCUCGCCAUCUACAACGUCGGUUCAGCCAUCGGCGCGACCAUCUCGGGCGCAAUCUGGACGCAAGUCCUGCCCGGCAAGCUCGAGAUCGCUCUUGGCGGCAACACUACGGCCGUCCAGGAAUGGUACGGUAGUCCUUUCACGGCGAUCACGACAGCCGCCGGACAGUGGGGCCAGCCCGACAGGAUGGCCGUCGUCGAUGCUUAUCGACACGUCCAGCGACUGCUCUGCAUCACGGGCAUCGCGUUUGCCGUGCCUCUCCUUCUCUGCGCCCUCGUCGUCCGCGACCCUGUCCUCGGCAAGGAGCAGAGUCUGCCGGACGCCGAGAAGGAUGUCAAGGCGAGGGUCGACCGGAUCUAG